Molecule: messenger RNA, 2040 nt
Organism: Carassius carassius (crucian carp)
Lineage: Eukaryota; Metazoa; Chordata; Actinopteri; Cypriniformes; Cyprinidae
Gene: stx1a
Product: syntaxin 1A (brain)
Exons: 10
Coding region: 6-923 (305 amino acids)
Biological process (GO): exocytosis; synaptic vesicle fusion to presynaptic active zone membrane; intracellular protein transport
Cellular component (GO): plasma membrane; SNARE complex; synaptic vesicle
Molecular function (GO): SNAP receptor activity; SNARE binding
Source: RefSeq, a predicted model, not a curated record
UCAAAAUGACGCUCUUCUCCGCGAGCGAUCAACGCGUCACUGUAUGCAACAUGAAGGACCGCACACAAGAGCUCAGACAAGGAAAAGUCCCAGAAGAGGUGGAUGAGGUGGCCGUCAGUAUUGAAAAGGGUUUCAUGGACGAGUUCUUUGAGCAGGUAGAGGAGAUUAAAGGGUUCAUUGACUCUCUGGCAGAGAGAGUAGAAGAAGUGAAAAUAAACCACGGUGCCAUCCUGGCCUCUCCAAACCCGGAUGAGAAAACAAAAGCGGAUUUGGAGGAGUUGAUGACAGAUAUCAAGAACUUGGCUAAUAAAGUACGCUCCAAGUUAAAGAAUAUCCAACAUACCAUUGAGCAGGAGGAGGCACUAAACCAUUCAAAAAAUCCAUCAGCUGAUCUGAGGAUACGGAAAACACAGCACUUAACCCUGUCACGCAAAUUUGUGGAGGUGAUGACAGAAUAUAAUGCAACGCAGUCAGAUUACAGGGAGCGCUGUAAAGGGCGUAUACAGAGACAGCUGGAGAUCACGGGAAGAAAUACGACAAAUGAAGAGUUGGAAAGCAUGUUAGAAAGUAACAACCCCUCCAUCUUCACUUCAGGAAUUAUCAUGGACUGCAACAUCAGUGAACAGGCCAUGAAUGAGAUUGAGACACGGCACAAUGAAAUCAUCAAACUGGAGAACAGCAUCCGUGAGCUGCAUGAUAUGUUCAUGGAUAUGGCCAUGCUGGUGGAGAGCCAGGGAGAGUUAAUAAACAAUAUAGAGAAGAAUGUCAGCAGUGCACAGGAAUAUGUGGAAAAGGCCAAAGAGGAAACCAAAGCAGCUGUCAAAGUCCAGAAGACUAGCAGGACGAAGUUGAUCCUGAUCGGCGGUUGUGUGUCCAUCUGUCUGUUCAUCCUCAUCAUCUCUCUAGCCAUAGGAUUGAGCUAACCAAGACACUCCACUGUCUGUGCGCUGCUUGUGAUAGACAGGAGCUCAGGACCAUCUGUUUUAUUUGUGAUACAGCCGAUAGAUUCAGUAGAAAAAAUUAAAAUAAAUCAUAGACAUGCAGGAUGUGCAAUGUACUGAAAAAUAAAAUGAGAUGAAAUAGGCUACGAAGUACAGUGGCUAGAAAAAGUAUUCACUAUCUGUAAAGUUAUUGUUUUACAUGUCAAUUGACUUUUUCUGAAGUUAUACAUUAUACAAAAUAUUUAAAGAAAGCAGACAGUACCAUUACUGUUUAGAGAAGUGGGUGUGAAUUUCAGCACAUCCUAUUUAAUGGUCAAAAAGUGAGAUGUAAGAUGUAAGUAGCUAAAUAUUUCAUAUUUGACGACCCAGAGUAACUAAAUAUUAAAUGUAAAUCCAGGAAUGCAAGCAAUUCAAAAGCAGCCGUUUUCAGCAGAUUAGGCUUGAGGUUAAAAUGCAUUCUUAUGCAAUAAAUUCUAGUUCUGGAUUUCUACCGUCUAUAUCCUACUCAAAUAUAGUCAUUCCAGACGCAAAUGUCUACAGUGUGAUCAGUGGCUGGACAUAUGAUUACACAUAUGAUUGUCCAUUCUACUGAAAGUGAAUACUUUUCAUGGACACUUUUGAUGUCAUCACCUGUGUUUGUGUUGUUAUGUACCGCUCUGUGUCACAUGUCUGCUCAGCAUUGUGGCAUGACUGUAAAUGGUAAACAGUGUUAUGUAUUUACUACACUCCUAAUGUUCAAAAUAAUGCCGUCUUGGAGAGCAGUGUUGAGCUAAUUGUUGUUUACUCUUAGAAACUGGUGUUUAACAUUAGACAACACUUACAUUAACCAAACCGAACAGAUCGCAACAGCAUAUACAUUUUGCAAAUGAAUCUGGAACAUGUUAAGUCAUAAUGAAUGAAACCCCCAGAAUCCUCAAACUGCUCUCCAUGAAUCUUUAAACAUGCAAUGAUAUUUCUGCCUGGGUCUUCUAUUUUUCAUGCUGCCUGGAUUUUUUUUUUUUUUUUCUUGAACUCUUCCAAAUACAGAAGAAAAUCACAAUUAUUAUCUGUUGUGUGCUGCUUGGAAUCGUUGUUGCUUCUAUCAUCGGCGGUGUGUUGU